Gastrolobium bilobum is the source of this 1352-nucleotide messenger RNA. RefSeq names its product syntaxin-121-like. The record is from RefSeq and is a predicted model, not a curated record. Lineage: Eukaryota; Viridiplantae; Streptophyta; Magnoliopsida; Fabales; Fabaceae. The transcript is spliced from 2 exons. Gene Ontology annotation, molecular function: SNARE binding; SNAP receptor activity. Bases 1 to 876 code for a protein of 291 amino acids. Gene Ontology annotation, biological process: vesicle fusion; exocytosis; intracellular protein transport. Gene Ontology annotation, cellular component: plasma membrane; SNARE complex; endomembrane system.
AUGAACGACUUGUUAUCUAGCCCCAACAGCAAAAAUCACCAGCAUGUGAUCGAGAUGGCUGAAGGAACCAUGAACCUUGAAAAGUUCUUCGAGGAAGUGGAGUCUGUUAAGGAGGAGCUCAAGGAACUAGAGCGCCUCCACCAUAGCCUUCGAUCCUCCAACGAACAAAGCAAGACCCUUCACAGCGCCAAAGCUGUCAAGGACCUUCGUUCUCGCAUGGACUCUGACGUGACUCUCUCUCUCAAGAAAGCCAAGCUGGUUAAAGUCCGGUUGGAGGCCCUCGACCGGUCCAACGAAACCAGCAGGUCCUUGCCCGGUUGCGGACCCGGUUCGUCCUCCGACCGAACCCGGACCUCCGUGGUGAGCGGGUUGAGGAAGAACCUGAAAGAUUCCAUGGAGAGUUUCAACAACCUUAGGGAGCAGAUAUCCUCAGAGUACAGAGACACCGUACAACGUAGAUACUACACUGUCACCGGUGAAAAUCCGGAUGACAAAACCGUUGACCUCCUCAUCUCUACCGGUGAGAGUGAAACAUUCUUACAGAAAGCCAUACAACAACAAGGUAGAGCGAGCGUGAUGGACACGAUCCAAGAGAUCAAGGAGAGGCAUGGUGCGGUGAGAGAGAUAGAGAGGAAUCUAAAGGAGCUGCAUCAGGUGUUCAUGGACAUGGCAGUGUUGGUGCAAACACAAGGGGAACAAUUGGAUGACAUAGAGAGCCACGUGGCAAGAGCGAAUUCGUACGUGAGGGGAGGGACACAGCAGUUGCAGGUCGCUAGGAAGCAUCAGAAGAAUACCCGUAAAUGGAGCUGUAUUGCCAUCAUACUGUUGCUCAUUAUCAUAUUGGUUAUAGUUCUCCCUAUUGUUUUAAGAAACUGAUCAUCUUGUCAAAUAUGGUCAUUGGUCAGUGGUGGCUAAUAUGAAUCAAAUAUCAAAACCUUUUAGUCAAAGUCAACUCAAGCCGCCUUGACCUUCGCACGAGAAUAAUGCUUUUCUUUUUUUGUAAUUAUUAUAUAUUCUUUUUGGUCGCGUGUUGUGAUUUUUCUUGCCGUUGUUUAGUAUUUGUUUGAAGAUUUUAGAAGCUCGGUUUCUAGAAUCAGGGGUUAAUUAGAUUAAGUUAGGUUAGGUGUUGCUAGCACUGUGGCUGGAGGAGCUAAACCACUUUUCAAGCUAUUUUGGGCCUGUUCGAAAUAAAGGAGAAGAGAAGAGAAGAGAACGAAGACAAUACGGCGGGAUGAUAUUGUAAUUAUUGUUCAUGGAAAUGGAAACAAACAAAUGUGGGAAGGUCAACAGUUACCAUCGGAUGCAUAAUAAUAUUGGAGGCAUGGCAUGACCUAUGUUUUCGCAUACAUUUA